CCACCACCCAAUUUCCGGGUAGCCUUCGGAUGAAACACAAUGGAUAAUUGUGAAAAAUAUUUAAUGUGAACGACAAAGAGAUUAAGUGACAACGAGAGGCGGUUUUUCAUGUCUGGAUAAACACGUCCUAGUGAACUUUGAAGCUUCUCAGGCUAGAUUAGCUUGCUAGCUGCUAACAAAGAGACCCGGAAGUUAACACAUAGCUAAGCAGAGAUCAUGUAUGCGUGUAAAGUGUUGUGAAUGCUGAGAGCGUUGGUGAAUCGGCCACUAACUGCGGCUGUUGAAUAAAUAUUUGUAGUGUUGGAAAGAACGAUAGCAGAGUAAGAGGAGGAACUUUCUCGUACAAAAGCGGAGAACGAGCGACAACGUCAACUACUGGACGCUGUUUUCAGCUUGCAGGGUAAGCGGGCAUAACUCAGUGAAGACGUCAGUUAAGAACAUCUUCCGCAACAGCAGUGGAACUCCAGGAUGAAGCAGGAGGAGCUACAGCCCCCCCACAUUAAAAAGGAAGCAGAGGAGCCACAGCCCCCGCACAUUAAACAGCAAGAGGAGGAGCCACAGCCCUCUAACAUUAAAGAGGAAACGGAAGAGCCACAGCACCCUGACAUUAAAGAGGAAGAGGAGUAUCACAGCAUCAGUCAUCUUGAAGGACUUGAGUUCCCAGUAAUUGGUGACUCUGUGAAGAGUGAGGAUGAUGAAGGUCAAAGUGAAGGGAAGAGAGAGGUGGAGCCUCCAAGCAGCAGCUCAACUCAACACAUGACAACAGAAACUGAUGGAGACCACUGUGGAGGAUCACAAGCACACAACCUCUUAGCUCCACUAUCAGAUAGUGACGACACAACGUCACACUCUCCUGACACUGAUGAUGAAGACUCUAAAGCUGAUAUGACAUGUCACACUGACAACACACGCUGGAAAUGCUCUCAAUGUGACAAAACUUUUGCUCACAAGAGAAAUCUGAAAAUACACAUGAGACAUCACACGGGGGAAAAACCUUUCGCCUGCUCAGUUUGUGGAAAAAGAUUCUCUCAGCAGUCAAAUUUAAAAGUACACACAAGAAUACACACUGGAGAGAAACCUUUUCCCUGCACGGUGUGUGGUAAAACAUUCUCUCAAAAAGAUGAUUUAAAAAAACACACACGAAUACACACUGGAGAGAAACCUUUUUCCUGCCUAGUUUGUGGUAAAUGUUUCUCUCAGAAAAUAACUUUGAUAGUACACGCAAGGACACACACUAGAGAAAAAAACUUUUCUUGUUCUGUGUGUGGUCAGCGAUUCACAAAUAGUGCAAACUUAACUGAACACAUAAGAAUCCACACCGGAGAAAAACCCUUUUCCUGCUUAAUUUGUUUUAAAGGAUUCAUUGGGAAGUCAAGUUUGAAUAAACAUACAAGAAUACACACUAGGGAGAAUCCUUUUCCUUGCACAGUGUGUAGUAAAAUAUUCUAUCACAAAGGGGAUUUAAAUAGACACACCAAAAGACACACUGAAGAGAAACCUUUCCCUUGCACAGUGUGUGGUAAAAGAUUCUUUCAAAAAUGCGAUCUAAAAAGACACAAAAGAAUACACACGGAAGAGAAACCCUUUCCUUGCGCGGUGUGUGGUAGAAGAUUCUAUCAAAAUGGUGACUUAAAAAGACACACAAGAAUACACACUGGAGAAAAACCUUUUUCUUGCGUUGUUUGUGGUAAAAGUUUCUCUCAGAAGAUAACUUUGACAGUUCAUACAAGAACGCAUACCAGAGAAAAAAACCUUUCUUGUUCAAUAUGUGGACAGCGAUUCACAAAUAGUACAAACUUGACUGAACACAUAAGAAGCCACACUGGGGAGAAUCUUGAAAACGUUUCUUCAAGGAUGCAUCCAGCUAGACAAUAAGGAAAAAACUAUGAAUAAGAAAGACAGUAUUACUCUGUAAAAACUAAAAUUGCGUAACAGAAGGAUUCCUAAUGUUGCUAACUGACAUUAUUAUGAAAUGUUUACAAUGUGUGUUUCAUCAAUCACAUAGGAACACACUUUUGUUCUUUGCCACUUGAGAAUUGUACAUUUGACCCUUAAUAAAAUAAACACACACAAGGGGCUCGCAAGGGUUGCGUCAGGAAGUGUAUGUGGUGUAAACAUCUCAAAUCAAUCAGCAACAAACAGCCUAAAACAGGCCUAAUGAUGUCAGUAGUUCCACUCAGUGAUGCUGUUAAUGUUUUUUUGUCUUCACGUGUCCUAUGAUGGUCUGUUUUUGUCAAUAAAGUU
Molecule: messenger RNA, 2244 nt
Organism: Dunckerocampus dactyliophorus (ringed pipefish)
Lineage: Eukaryota; Metazoa; Chordata; Actinopteri; Syngnathiformes; Syngnathidae
Product: gastrula zinc finger protein XlCGF26.1-like
Exons: 2
Coding region: 469-1875 (468 amino acids)
Biological process (GO): regulation of transcription by RNA polymerase II
Cellular component (GO): nucleus
Molecular function (GO): RNA polymerase II cis-regulatory region sequence-specific DNA binding; DNA-binding transcription factor activity, RNA polymerase II-specific
Source: RefSeq, a predicted model, not a curated record